CUUAACAAAAACAAAUAAAUAAAAGAAAAACAUUUUUCUUGGGAAUCCGAGAAAGAUGGAGACCUAUCAAUAUUCAAAAUCCAUUUUCUUUUCUCUUUUCUCUCUUCUUAUAAACAAAAUCGUGUUCACCUCUUCUGUAAUCCGCCAUUAUUAAACUAACAUACCGAACUAAGCUCCAAAUUUCCCGAUUCCCCAUAGCUUUCAUAAGCAUAACCUCAACAACAAAAAGGGCAAAAACAAAAGAAAAAGGGUUUCGAUUUCAAUCCAACGCCAACCCAGUUUUCUUCUUCUUUUUCCCAUCCUUCUUUCACUACUCACUCCUCCCAACACACCCUUUUGUUAUUCUCCUCUCUCUCUCUCUUUAUUCUUCUCAUUUUCUCCGCAAUUCCCAUCUGGGUUUUCGCCGCCGAUCCCAUUUCUUCCAUGGAGGAUUCUUCCCGGAAAAAACCCACUUCCGUUUGGGAGCCUCGGUCUCGUCGGAGAUCUUGGUGUUGUUCAUUUGCAGUGCCGCCUUCCAGUCCGGAUAACUUUCUGGUUUCUCGGUCUAGAACCCCUCGUACUAAGUCCGAGAAUGUGGCUAAACCUAGUGUCUCUGUUCCUAAUUCUCCUCAGAGUUCCAAAUCUGGGCUGGGUUUAGUCGGUCGGAUUGAUCCAAGAAGGAUCUUGUCUCCCGGCAGAGUUUCGCCGAUCGAUUCUGAUCAGAAUGUUGAAAGUCUGGCGCAAGAAAUGGGGACCGAGAACUCUGCUGUUGUUGAUUCCAUCGUUCAACCGCGAGUUGAGAGCUUUCGGGCUCCGAAGGAAAAGUAUCGGGAUCCUCCAGCAAGCUUGUCGCGCUCUGGUUCAGUUGUUGGGUGUGAUAAGAAAGAUGUGUUCGAUGUGAGAUUGAAUUUGAGGGCAAAGAAUGGUGGGUGCAUGGUUUUGGAGUUGAAUUCAGAGGUAUUAUGUGCUAAUUCAGAGGUUUUUUCUGAGUUGAUUGUGAAACAUAAGAAGGAUUUAGCAUCAAAUGGCAGUCCUUCGCGUUCAAAAUUGUGUAGAAUUGAAGUUCCUGAGGUGGAGAACUUGGGGAUGUUUAGGGAGACCAUUGAGCUUAUGUUUGAGGAUGAUAUUUCAAAACGACUCUCGAAGAUCGGUGUCUAUCGGGCCAUCGACAUACUUGAGGUAUCUGCAAGUAUCAUGUUCACAAAGUGUGUUGCUUCAUGUUUAAAGUACUUAGAGGCUGUGCCUUGGACAGAGGAGGAAGAAGAGAAACUAAGGAAUCUGUUUAUAAAAGUCAAGUUUGAUGAUGCAACAAGUAGAGAUGUCUUGGCAAGACUACGCUUGCUCGAUUCAGUAAUUUCACAGCAAGGCAUAGCCCGACAGCUCGUUUUGUCUAUUUCUACGUGUUCUAAUUCCAUUGCAAGAAAUGAACUGAAGUCUUUAGUCAAGGGUCUUCUUUGCAAGAGCUCAGUUUACGAGAAAGAUCAUCUGGACCUCAGUAAAGAGGACCUUUAUGCAGUUUUCCAUACUUGUAUAGCUUCAUUAGUCAGCCUUUUGAAGGGAUCCUCCCAUGCAGUCUGUCCCGAAAGAAGCAUAAAGAAUAUAACUGAAAAGCCAUUAAUUGAACAAAUCGCAAUGGAGGUGGAUACUAUCAACUGGCUGCUUGAAAUUUUACUUGAUUGGCAAAUGGCUGAAGAAUUUGUCAAUAUAUGGGCAGAACAGAAAGAACUGAUUAGAAUGCACGAUAACACUUCACCGAUGGUUAGGUACGAGCUCAGUCGGGUUUCAGCAAACUUAUUCAUUGCAAUAGGGACAAGAAAACUGAAUUGUCGUUCGGAAACAAGGUUGGGACUACUCCAGGCAUGGUUUGGUCCAAUGCUACUAGAUUUCGGUUGGCUACAGCGCUGCAAAAAAGGACUGGAUAUGAAAAUGCUGGAGGAAGCCAUGGGUCAAGCACUGCUUACUCUACCUAUGAAACAGCAGCAUUUGCUAUUUAUGGACUGGUGUAGGUUCUUCUCGAAGCGUGGUAGCGAAUGCCCCAAUCUUAGCAAGUCAUUCCAAAUAUGGUGGCGUCGUUCAUUCCUUAGAGGUUCAGAGACGUAUUCCAUUGAAUCUAGGUAGCUCCCCCUUCACCCACUUCUUGAGUUAUAACACCAAUGAAGCAGUCGUGUACACCUUAAAGUUAACAAUAGGAUUGUUGUAACAACUUUAGAGUAACAGACAAGUUAUAAUUAAUUUCUGAGAGGUUGAUAUUGGUUUUCCCACUUGUAUUAUUGUUACUUUGUGGAAAUUAUAUAUGUUCUUUAGAGAAGGGUUAA
Messenger RNA from Benincasa hispida (wax gourd), 2294 nucleotides. RefSeq names its product PRLI-interacting factor. NCBI's taxonomy places the organism in Eukaryota, Viridiplantae, Streptophyta, Magnoliopsida, Cucurbitales, Cucurbitaceae. The record is from RefSeq and is a predicted model, not a curated record.